AAACAUCCUGCUUAGCAAUUAGAAUGAAUAUAAAAUGGCGGCAAAAUCUGGCAGACCUCCACUUUCGCAUACGCACGAAUAUAAUCAUGAUUUUCCUUGGCGUUCUCUGUGGUAUGUUCCUGGUGUUUGGGGAAUCACUAUCUGCAACCCUAAAAGAUGAAGAGUUUCAUGCCAGUGAAAGAGACCUUCGACGGGAAAUUUUCGAGAAUUAUGACAAGCUCGUUCGUCCAGUUAAGUCGCCUUCUACGAGCAUACAAUUUUCUGUAAAUCUGACUCCAUUACAAGUAAAAGAAGUGGAUGAAUACAAUCAGUUUAUUGUACUGGACAGCUGGAUGGUUAUGAAAUGGACUGAUGACUAUUUGAAAUGGGACUUGGCUGAUUACAACAUAUCCGUUCUUCGACUGCCAGCUUCUGAAGUCUGGAAACCAGAUUUAUCUCUAUACUCUGCCACUCCAGAUACUUCGCUCUUCCCUAUUACACAAACCCAAGUACUAGUAUACAACAAUGGAGACGUGCUAUGGGUUCCACCGUACACGAUCAAGUCAAGAUGUCCAAUGUCAUCCCUGAAAAAGAACCAUAAAGGCAUCAUCGAAUGCUGUAUUAAAUUUGGUUCCUGGACGUACAGUGAAAAUGAGCUGGACUUGCAAUUGCAAGCAAAAAAGGUUGAUGUUUCUAACUUCCUUGACAUCCAUCCUGAGUGGAAGUUAGUUCACGUGCUAUCUGAGAGAAAGAAUAAAAAGUACCCAUGCUGUGUCGAAAAGUAUCCUUCUGUUGAGUUCAACAUCACCAUGCGUCGUAGAUCGCCGUAUCUUAUUGAGAAGAAAAUAUUUGAAUAAAUGGACUGUUCGUGAUGAUCUUGUUAAUCACGACACUUCUAGAAGUAGAAAGAUUCCUUGUAAGGAUAUAACUUCUCUGUGUGAAAUCGCAAAAUUGUACUGCUAUUGAAAUAAAGGAUAUAAAAACUUUUUAUAAUGUAUUCCUAUUUAUUUAAUGAAGAAAAAAUAUGUUUAUGAAAUGCAUCAAGAAGUUUCAAGAUCUCCAUGAUGAGGAAAGGCUCAAAACAGUUAAUAAACAGUUGUGUUGAAAUGA
Messenger RNA from Uloborus diversus, 1089 nucleotides. RefSeq names its product neuronal acetylcholine receptor subunit alpha-7-like. Gene Ontology annotation, cellular component: synapse; neuron projection; postsynaptic membrane. The record is from RefSeq and is a predicted model, not a curated record. The transcript is spliced from 7 exons. Gene Ontology annotation, biological process: signal transduction; monoatomic ion transmembrane transport; nervous system process. NCBI's taxonomy places the organism in Eukaryota, Metazoa, Arthropoda, Arachnida, Araneae, Uloboridae. Gene Ontology annotation, molecular function: acetylcholine-gated monoatomic cation-selective channel activity; transmembrane signaling receptor activity. The coding region runs from base 24 to 836 and encodes 270 amino acids.